AAAGGUUUAAUAAAUCUUUUAAAAAAAUAUGACCACGAAGGAAGAGUUUGAAAAGUAUUAAGAAUCAUUAGAAGGUGAUAGUAAUGUUCAAGAUGAUUAGAGUUAUUCUCAAAACAAAUCUGUCUAAACUUAUUUAAAACCAGAAGUAGUUGGACCAUCUGUUCUUAUCGAAAAAGCACAAACGAGUUAUGAAUUUAACGAUGAAAGAUACGAUUUAUACUCAGAAUCUAGAGAAAUUUUUUCGAAACCAAAUGAUUCAAAUUCUUAAUAUUAAGAUUAAGAAUAAAAAAGUGAAGAACUAUAUGAAUCAAAUUUUGUAUAUUAAGAUAAGAAAUAUGAAAGUUUAGAACUCUAAUAACUUAAUAACUAUUAAUAUUAGAAUUAACUAUCGAAUGGAACUAUAGAAAGAUAAAAAAAAUUGAGCGAAAAUGACCAUAGCCUUAUUUUAGUAGAUAAAUUAGACAUAAUUUAAAAUAAAGAUCGAUUAAAUGAAAGUGUUGAUAUGCUAUUAACUAUAAUUCUUUAGGUAAAAGAGAAGUUUUAAGAAGAAAUAAAAGUCUAGGAAAAAAAAGACUAUUACAUGAAUAAAUUAUAAAAGUUUAGUUAGAAAAAGAUUAUGAAAAAAUUCAAGAUUAAAUAAUUUAAAGAUAAUUAAUACAAUUUUAUAAGUUAAUAUUUAAUAAGACAAGAAAAUGAAGAAUCCUUAAAAAUUUUAUUAUCUUGUUUUAUAGAAUAUACUUUUCAAUGGAUCAAUCUACUUGAUUUUAAAUAAGAAGGAAAAAGUUAAACAUUUAAAGAAAUAUAAGAAUUCCUCAAACAAGAAAUCAUUGAAUAAACAACAAUUAAAUUAGGUAUUUAAAACUAUUUUUAAAAUAAGACAUAUUAAAAAUUUGAUUUUAUAGAAUUUGUGAUAAAUUUAUUAAAAAUUUACUAGGAGUUAAAAAAUUUACAAACUUAAGAAUUGAUAAUAUAUUAAUAGUAAUAAGAAAUUUAUUUAUAAUAAUUAGAUGCUUACUAAUAAUAAUUAUUUGAUUUCUUAAAAAAAAUAUCUGAAAUGAAGUUAAAUAGAUAUAAAUAAAAAAUGAAUAUUAACUUUUCUUUAAAAACUUUUAAAAAAUUAAUUUCAUGUGAUGCAAAACCUGAAGUAUUAAAUGCAAUCAAAGCUGCUAAAAGAAAACCUAAAUAAUUUUUAAAUGAAUUAAUUUUGAAUGAUGAAGAAAUUAAGGAUUUUUAGGAAGCAAUAGAAAAAUUACUAAAAAAAGCAAAAAAAUUAUGA
Molecule: messenger RNA, 1276 nt
Organism: Paramecium primaurelia
Lineage: Eukaryota; Ciliophora; Oligohymenophorea; Peniculida; Parameciidae
Source: the annotation of a GenBank genome assembly